UUGGCGGAGCAGCACUGCAGGGAGAAAAGACUCUCCGUUUGUCACCGUUUUGUCGAAGACGCGCAUGUCCACGCCAUCAGCUUCCAACCUCUCUUUCUCCAACAUCCACGAUGAAAUUCCACAAAAGAGCUUUUGAAGAAGACCACAACAGAGACACUGAGUUUUCUACCAUGUCGGACAGUGACCCCUGUGAGGAUGACGGUUACCCUCUGAACCUGAGCAUCUGUAGAAGAGCCGGGGCCAUUAGCAAGCGACGUCGACGUGGAAACCUCCCGAAAGAAUCCGUUCAGGUUCUGAGGGACUGGCUGUACGAGCAUCGCUUCAAUGCGUAUCCAUCAGAAGUGGAGAAACUGACUCUGUCGGGUCAAACCCAGUUGUCCGUAUCACAGAUCUGUAACUGGUUCAUAAAUGCUCGGCGGAGACUCCUCCCAAACCUGCUCAGGAAAGAUGGCAAAGACCCAACCCAGUUUACCAUGUCACGGCGUGCCAGCAAACCAGACAAAUCCACCUCUCUAGAGAGCCCCUCCCCUUCAUCCCUCCCAACACCCUGCCCCUCUGUCAUUUGCCCUGUCCCAGUGUUGGACUUGAGGCUUUUGGGUAACACAGCAACAGCCAUUUUGGCUGGGGCCGGUUGCUUGCCAUCAUCAGGUAAAGUAAGUCAAGACGGAGGCGUUCAGGCUUUGAUGCAGCUGGACACACGGGGUCUUCUGAGACGAGAAGGUCUAGCUGGAUAUCAGUAUGAAGAUCCUUACCUGACGACCAUUCCACCUGUUUCUACCUCGGUCCCAACCCUUGGAGCAGUGAGCCCUACUGAGGUACUGUUCAACACGCCUCCCCCUACUCCUCCGGAGCUGUGUCCUCAAGAUUUCAGUGAUCUGAAACUUCUAGUGGAUGUGGCAUUGCAGCGAGCAGCCGAGCAAGAGAACUGCUGGACGAAAGACCAAACAAUGCAGCAACAACCACCAAACAAAAUUCCAGUUUUCCAGAAUUGCAAUUUGGAGGCAGCCACAACAUUCUCUUCCAGAGUAGAAACACCUUCCCAAGAAGAGUCCAAUGCUACACCAGGGUUGAUGGAGAAUCCAGUAUUACCGGUUUCGGUUCCCGUAACAACCCACUCUUUUCCAGGCCUUCCCGUUGCGCAAGCUGCUCUUAACAUGGCCGGUGCUGCCAGUGUGGUCGUUGGAGUCAAGAAUGUCGGAGAAUCGGGUAGCUUUAUGGAGUGGAGUGUCCAUCAUGGGGAGAUUCGACAACCUAGUCCUCCUCUGAGUGCAGUCUCUCACACAUGGGUUCAACAGUACACGCAUAAUACGGUUACGGAAAUGGUCAACUGAUCCAAGUUGAAGCUCCUUGCUGAUUUCAGUGUUUGCACCUAGAUUGGGAAAAGUUGGAUUCGUGUUUGCUUAUUUUGGACAGGAAAAAUGGGCACUUUGGGUUAUGUAAAAAUUGCAGUAGGCUAUGUGUCGUCUCAGUCAUGUCAACCACUUCAAACAAGAUUCAAUGGAGUUGACACUUACCUUCGAACUGACAACACCAGGAUGUAUUUUUUCAGAUGUUUAACUUUUAAAAACUUUUUAAACCAAACCUUUUUCUUUUUAACUACAUUAGUAUUCUAAGUCUGUAUGAAAUGCUUUUCAAAAGUAGUCCAAAAUAUUCAGACUCUGGGAAGUUUGAGACCAGAUGGACCCUAUCAAAAGGGAACGUAUUACUCCGAAUUCUCACAUUUAUGUUUCACUCAUCACGUUUAGUGUGUGCGCCACCACAUGCAAACACCAGCAAAUGUAAACCUUGAACAUUUUAAAUGCUCAGCUCUCGAGUUGUGCACCGGUCGGGUUUACCGCCGACAACUGGGAGGAUUAGGAUGUUUGUAGUUUCAGAAGUGGCCUUGUGUAGUAUACUCUCUCUCAGACAACAAAAACGGUCAAGUAGCUCUGUAUAUACUUGCUCUUGCCUGUCUGCAUCAAUAUACUCGUGUAUAUAUGUGGCAUGCUUUAUAGUUUUGAUCUGGGAAUGUUUCUGGAUGACCAGCAUGCAGCGUUUGAGUGUCGGAGUCCGUUUAGGAUGUAACCAAAUGUAGGACUUUAGAUUUAAUAGUUGGUUCCGAAUUUGUAUGAAAACGUUAUACUUGGCAGUACCACUUAAAGGCCAGGUAUGCUUAAUUGUCCUUUGACCGCGAGCCCACACGGGCAUGUUCGACGCAUGCGAGCUACGAUUGCAUUAUGACACUAUUUUAGUACAGUUAUAGGAGUCGCUUGUUCGCUUGUGCCGACACGCAUUGUGCACAAGACCGUACCGAUUCUCUAUAAGAACGAGCUGUUUGAAAAAACGCUAAAACCGCUGUUUAUGAAUCCUCUACCUCUCUUAAAUCUCAUCUUUGAAUGUCUUUCCCGAGUGUGUGUGUGUGUGUGUGUGUGUGUGUGUGUGUGUGUGUGUGCGUGCAUUCUGUCAUUUCCUGCACUUUAUAGUUCAAUUUGACCUCCUAGUCAUGACGUCAGAACCAUAAUGCAAUCUAUCUACCUCUGUUAGUUCCUGGAAUUACAUCCGAGAGCUUUGCUGUGUGGUGUGACACGAGGCUGUGUGUCUCUCCGUGCAGUGACGAGAGGUGGAUCGGCAGAAAAUUGAUCAUACUGCAGAGAGCAUCGGUCAAUGUCUCGUGUCAGAGACGAGAUGAGGUGGGGGUCGUCUCCAAUAGAUUUCCCUCCGUUCUCGUGUAACGUGAUAUUAGACGUCUGUUUUUGCUGAUUUGAAUGGAUUGUGGUUUUGACAGUAGUUUUGGGUGAAUUAGAUAACUAACGUUUAAUCGUAGUUUUUUAACGUUUUCAUAAGUUCUCUGUCACAACCUGUGUGUGUGUGUGUGUGUGUGUGUGUGUGUGUGUGUGUGUGUGUGUGUGUGUGUGUGUGUGUGUGUGUGUGUGUGAUUGCAUUUAAAGAGGGAAAGACGUUAAUGUAACGUGUGUGUGUGUUUGUAAGACAUAUUGUAAUUUUAAAAGUACAUUACAAACAUUUCUUUCGCACCUCUCUAGAUUGAAGUGGGCCUUUUAUCGCCUGUAAUCUGUGAAUGUAUCUAGAUAACUAACCUAUCUUUCCCGUGAUCUCUGCUUUGGACACUAGAUGACCUAGAUAUGCUAUUAUUGUAUGCUUGUAGUUUCCAUGAAACUGUAAGAACAUGUACAGACAUCAAAAUGGAUUUUUAGUAAAUAGCUUUUAACUUUUUAUGAUGCAGUUAAUGCCUGCAGAAACGUUACAUUUGGAGUCAGUUCAGAUUAUUUUACUCUCAGAAAUAUCCUUAAUUCUGAGAAAUUCUGCAUUUUUAUCAGUUCUUAUCAUGCUGGGUAAAUUAACGUUUCAUUGAAAGCAAUGCAGAGGUCAUGUUUUGUGGUACUCUGUGCAUUUCAGGAUGAUUUGUUGUAUGUUAUUGGAGUUCAGUGCUGUCUCAGGUUUGUGUUUUAUUGUUUUCAGCUGGCUUUUGCCCUCAUUUUACCUCCUUUUCUCAGAUUUGGUGGGUUCUUAUACGGUUUAAUUCUGAUGAAGGAAUUCUGAAAGGUAAAUGGGUUUACAAGUCACUUUUACAGACUUACAGGGAUAGUUGACUCAAAUGAAAAUUCAUCAUUUUCACACCCUUGUAUUGUAGAAACAUCAAACCGUAUAACCGAUCCAAUUUGCUCAAUCUUAAGAAACCACUGUGAUCAUUCUGUUAUUUACUGGACCAGUGAUGGGUACUGGAAGUGUGUGUGUCGCUUUCUUUUUUUUUUUUUAUACCCUCUAUAUUUUUACAAUUCUUAAGAAAGAUAUGAAUAUUCCUGAAAUGAUAUUAUUGUUGUAAAAUGCGUCUCACUGAUGACAAUGUGAAACAUGUAAAUAUCCUUUUGGUUCAGCUUCUGUCUUUGGCAUAGAUCGGCUCUCAUCAUAUAUGUCAAAUGUGUAGCUUUCUCCUAUACGACCAAAUGCAUGAAGAUGGAUGUGAAUGUUUUUUUUUUUUAUUUCAUAUACAUGUAUCUAUAACUGAGGACAGUGAAUCUGGCAAUUGUGCCUUACAUGCUUUAUUAGAAAACCUUUGGACUAGUCUGUGCAAUAUCUGCCUUAAACAUUUGAUGUGGAGAUUUUAUUGUAUGUCCUUUUGUACAAACAUUACAGAGAAAUAAAAGCUUUUUCAUAUCCGAUUGUAUUCGUGUUGUGUAGAAAUGGAAGCUUAUUUUAUUGGACACAUUUCACCGGCAGUAAAAUGUCUACUUGCUAAUUAAUUACUAAAUCCAGAUAUUUCCAAAUGUUUAGAUGAACGUUUGAACUAUUCAUUUAAUUCUAAAUGUGCAAAAACUAUUAAAAAAUCAUUUGACUUCAUUUAAUGACUCUUUAGAAUGUUUAGUAGCACUUCUAGAAUGUUCUAGAAAUCUGUUAAAAGUGAUGCUGAGAAUCCUCCUUCAUGCUCGUAUAAAACACAGAUUCCCUUUCAAGACAUUAAUAUCAUUUCUAACAUGAUUGAUUGGGUUUUGAAAUGCAGAGUUGUAGGAUUCGUGAGAUAUACCGCCACAACUGCACAGUACAUUGCUUAAACUUGCACAAACAGUAAUGUCCAAACGUCUGAGACCACACUGGACUAAUAUAUACAGCUAAAAAUUGAGACCACUGCAAAAUGAUCAAUUUCUCUGGAUUUACUAUUCACAGGUAUGUGUGAGUAAAAUGAACAUUUUUGUUUUAUUCUAUAAAGUACUGGCAACAUUUCUCCCAAAUCCCAUAUAUAUUGUCAUUAAAGCGUUUAUCUGCAGAAAAUGUCAACUGGUCAACAUAACACAAAAGAUGCCGUGUUUUCAGACCUCGAGUAAUGCAAAGAAAACAAGUCCAUAUUAAUUUAUAAACGACACAAUAAUAAUGUUCAGAAAUCAAUAUUUGGUGGAAUAAUCCUGAUUUUCAAUCAUAGCUUUCAAGUGUCUUGGCAUGCUCUCUGCCAGCCUUUCACAUUGAUGUUGGGUGACUUUAUGCCAGUUACUGCAUUGGUCCAGCAGCUGCUGUGGCUCCAUUAGCUCCAACCUAACUUCUGUCCUGAGAUCUCAUAGGCCUGGGCCAAAGGUGUCCCAUGGGCAGGGUUGGGAGGAUUACUUUUGAAAUGUAUUCCACUACAGAUUACAGAAUACAUGCUGUUAUUGUAAUUGUAAUGUAUUUCAUUAGAUUUUCAAAUUCAGUAAUGUAAUCUAAAUACUAGGGCUGUCGAUUUAACGCGUUAAUAACGUGCGAUUUUAAUUUUACAAAAAAUGUACGCAAUUAAUCGCAAUGCCCCCGGACUGUAAUAAGGAAGACUCCUGAGAAAUGCAAGCUUGUAGUACCACCUGUAUACUCCAGAGGGCAGUAAGUGAAAUUCCAGCUGUAUGAGCAACACACAGUUUAUACAGUGAAGAAAACACUUCAGUAGGCACCUUUUUUGGGAAUGUUUCCACGCUGUAGUAUUCUGGAGAAAAUGUUGUUUGUAUGUACCUCCAUUUUAACUUAUUUAAGACGUUUUAUUUGGUUUUCAGUUUUGAUAAGUUAAUAUUUUCUGAUUAAUCUGUUUAUUAUUCUUGGCAAGUUUUUUUAUACAUAAGUUUAAAUUUAUGUCUAUAAAGCCCCUAUUUGCACUUUUUUGCAAAGACUUGAAAUAUUAUUUAAAUACUGUUUGUACCUCCAACAACUCCAAAGCAUUGAAAACCAUUACACUAUGUAAUGAAUAUAAUGUCUUUGCAUUAUUGUCAAAUAUAUCUGUAGUAUUGUGUACUAUGUACCCCUGGAUUGUUUCUAAAAAAUAAAAAAGGUCUGACGCAGGUGAACAUUGACGGGUCCUUAAACAAGCCCUCAUAAUAAAUCUCCAACUGAUUGACAAAUUCACUUGUGUAAUGGAUUACUGUGAACUGUGUGUCAGUGAUUGACUUAUGAUCAAUAAUAUGGUAAUAAACAAUACAUUGUAUUCUAAAGAUGCUUUUUGUAUUAUCAAUGAUGAACUCUUCUGCAACAAGAAUGUAAUGCACUUUAAUGCAUUAUCUGAAUAUUUUUUUAUUUUAUAUAUAUAAUCUUUCAAUAUUUAAAGAUAACUAUGUAUAAUUAUUUCAUCAUUAUAUAUUGAAUUAUUGUUAUAUGAGGGGCUUUCUCAGCAAAUAUUUGUAUAUGCGAUUAAAUGCGAUUAAUUAAUCGGGACACCAUGAAAUUUGAUUACAAAUUGUAAUCUAUUGACAGCCCUACUAAAUACUUUGGAUUACUUUUUCAACACUGGCAGAUAUUUUCACUUGUUUUGACUAUAAAAACUCAAAAUGCACAUGUUAAAAAUACAUUCACUGAAAAACCCAAAUAUCUUCUGCAGUGUUGCUUCUAAAACAAGAUCAAACUGAUCUUGUUUUAAGGAUUUUUUGAUAUUUUUACAGGAAAACAAUACAACAAUUAUCAAUAAUCUUAUUAGAAAGAAUUAAUUAUGAUCCAAUGUGAAUUUUCUUGAUAUAAUAAAUAUGAUCGUGUCUGGUAACAUGUGCAUGUAAAAUGGCUAGAAAUAGCAUUUUAGCUUAGCAUAAAGCUAACAAUUUACACACGGUUUAUUUGUAUUUCUUCUGCUCCAAACUUACUUCAAACGUACUUCUCUGUCUGCUCGUAUAAAUGUAAUGCAUCAUCAGAAAGUGUUUCACCGCUGCUCAAAUGCACUUUGGAUUAUUUAUAUGUAUAAAUGUUUCCCAUCUGAAAUGACUAAAUAUUAAAUGAAACAAAUGACAAUAAAAUGCAAAGUAAUCCCUUCAGUAAUCAAAAUACUUUUUGAAUGUAACUGUAUUCCAAAUACCAAUGAUUUAAAUUGUAACUGUUGUGGAAGACAGUUACUUACUUUAAAUACAUAUUCUCGUUACUUGUAUUUCAUUACUGUGGGGCGGCUCUCUAGACCCAUCUUUAACAUGGGUGUUUAGCGGGCACUCUAGCACCCCCAUUUUCACCUACAGUCAACAAAAUUGGUACAUAUAUAAUCCUCAUCAAGCCAGACAACUUUCAUAUUUAUAGUCAUCAGGUCUGCCCAAGGAAGAUUUUUUUUAUAUUGCAGUCUCUGAAUUUUUAAAUACUCCUCACCACAUUUAGACAACAUUAUGCCAUGACAUUGUAAAUGCUAAUGUGCUAACAUAUUUUGUAUAUACUGAACGGUGUUGCCAUAGCGGGGCAUGAAAACAUGAAAAACAAGCAGUGUCUCAUGUCUUCUGUGUGCAUUGUUUGAUUUAGAUCAAAAUUGGGCUCUAUGUUUGGUCUUGGGGGCUGAUCAAAUGGACGUGGCUUUUGUGGGUCAUGGUCAUAGCACCACCAACUAGCAGCAGGAAGUCUGGCUCUUACAACAGACUUUGAAAUGUUAUUUUUACACUGCUGGUGCACAAUAAUAAAAGUGUAUUUGAUAUUUAAAUAGUGUUGCCCUGUUAGUGUUACUUGGCAUUGCAUUCAAUCUGGAUUUGUGGCAUAUGAUUUGUGGCCAGUGUGUAUUUGAAUAAUAAUAAUAUGUAUAAUAUGUUUAAUCACGCUUACUGUAUGACAUGAAUGUGGCUAUGGUGGGUCAGGGUCAUAGGUCUACAGCCUGCAACAAUAGAUGUGACACUUCGACUAGACAUUGAAAAAAAACAAACCCUAUAUUCACCUGUCACAUUAAAUUUAUUCAGACUAGUGUCAAAUUUAAUAAGGUAAGGGGAUUCUUGAUAUCUUACAUGAUAUUUUCAUGGCCACAAUUCAAAUAACAAUAUUAUUUUUUGGAUUGUUCAAGCGUUCACACUUGCCAUUAUUACACAUUUAUCACAUUUGCCACACACAUCAAAGUUGUUAACCAUUAUGUCUGAGCAGAAGGUGUCUUAUUUGUUUAUCAUGCAUUGUUGUCUGAAAGCCACUGGGUGGAAAUGGCCGUCAUCGCUGCUUGCAGCUAUACUUAACCUUAUUCCUCAUAACAUCUUACCAGAAUACAUAUAUAUUUGCAAAACCCUUCAUCUGGUGAACAUUUAGGCAAUGAAAAGCUUAACAGAGCAAAGCCUUCGCCAUUUCAAAAUAAGAGUCCCUGGAGUGUUUUGUGCUUGUUUAUUGUUAAAGGGCACCUAUUAUGGAAUUCUGAAAAUUACCUUUCAUGUAGUGUGUAACAUAGAUUUAAGUGAACAAAAACAUCCUGCAAAGUUUUAUAUAUGAAAGUUCACCGUAAAAAAAGUUAUUGUCUCUCAAAAGCAGGAGUCGACUCUGAGUCAAUGUAAUGAAUCGUUUUUCCAAUGAGUCAUUUUCCUUUUCGUUGUGACAUCAAGACAAAAAAUUAUCAAAUUGGCCGCGGCCACUCAUUGCGCGCGCAGACACCAGGGAAAACUUAAAAGCAUCAUGUCGACAACAAGACGCUGUGUUCUGAAGUGCAUAUCAAAGCUGACCUUUUUUCACUGCCCAGGGACGAGCAUGUGAAGAAUCAGUGGCUAGAGUUUAUAUUUACAACUAUACCACACAAGUAUAGCCCGAACCUUGUGCUGUGUUCGCGUCAUUUUAAUGACGAUUG
Molecule: messenger RNA, 8494 nt
Organism: Xyrauchen texanus (razorback sucker)
Lineage: Eukaryota; Metazoa; Chordata; Actinopteri; Cypriniformes; Catostomidae
Product: homeobox protein TGIF2
Exons: 4
Coding region: 111-1331 (406 amino acids)
Biological process (GO): regulation of transcription by RNA polymerase II
Molecular function (GO): DNA-binding transcription factor activity, RNA polymerase II-specific; RNA polymerase II cis-regulatory region sequence-specific DNA binding
Source: RefSeq, a predicted model, not a curated record